Messenger RNA from Cydia amplana, 2418 nucleotides. Its product is annotated as integrin alpha-PS3-like. Lineage: Eukaryota; Metazoa; Arthropoda; Insecta; Lepidoptera; Tortricidae. The record is from RefSeq and is a predicted model, not a curated record. Gene Ontology annotation, molecular function: integrin binding. Gene Ontology annotation, cellular component: external side of plasma membrane; integrin complex. Gene Ontology annotation, biological process: cell adhesion mediated by integrin; integrin-mediated signaling pathway; cell-matrix adhesion.
AUGGCCCUCAAGGUCACCGAGGAUAGAAUCAUCAUCGGAGCACCGGGCUUGCUGGUGUGGUCAGGUGGAAUAGUACAAUACACAUAUAAUCCUGCUGAAAAUAGUAUUAGUUAUUUUCAAGAAGCAACUUACAAUCCUUUCUUCACUUACGAUGUUCGCCCCGACGAAUAUUUUGGAUACAGCGUGGAAUCCGGUGUGUUCGAGGAUGGCGGUAAGACUCUCUAUGUGGUCGGGGGUCCGAGGGGAAUACGAGGCUUUGGCAUGGUCCUAGUGAUUGAGCCCGCUACUACAGAAGUGGCGCCUCUCAAUAUCCUUGCCAAACUCGAAGGCCCACAACUUGGUGCUUAUUUUGGCGCUAGUCUCAGCUGCUUAGACAUUAACGCCGAUGGCAGAAUAGACCUUCUUGUUGGGGCCCCCAACUAUGUGAAGCAGUUUUAUAAAGAUGAUUUAUAUGACCAAGGAUCAGUGUUCGUUUAUUUAAACAAAGAACAGGAGACAGGUUUUGUUCUUGAGUACGCUGGGCACGUGACCGGAUCAGAAAUCAAUGGAGCAAAGUUCGGCUACUCUAUUGCAGAUCUAGGAGACGUAGAUGUAGAUGGAUACCAUGAUGUAGCUGUCAGCUCCCCUUGGGAAAAUGAGGGCGUAAUUUAUAGAGGAGACAAAAACGGACUUAGAAGUCGUUAUAUGCAAAGAAUCGUGGCGAGUGAAGCUCGUGGAUUUGGCAUGGGUUUAACAAAGGGCUUCGAUGUGGACCAUAAUAAUUGUAAUGACCUGGUUAUUGGUGCGUACAAGACCAAUGCAGUCUAUAUGUACAGAUGUAUUCCUACAGUAAAAGUUGAAGCAAUUAUUAAGGUACCGGGGGCACUCAACUUGCCGCAAAACACGACGAAUUUCACUGCUGAAUUCUGCGUGAACGUGCGGCCGCUAAAGGACUAUAAUAGGACUGUAAUCAACAUGGAAUUCAAUGCAUUGGUAUCUAUAGACCCUGAGGGAAAACGAGCAAUAAUUGCUGGAAAUUCAAUACACUCAUACAAAGUAUUCGCUACGUCUUUGUCUGACAAUUGCGAUGUUAAAAUUAUUGAAAUGGAGAUUUCAUCAGAUCUAUCAAGACCUAUAAAGAUAUUAUUUGAUCUGGAACCUAUCGAUAGAAUGCAAGUCAAUCCCACUCAGUUUAAAUCGGACGCUGGGAGAGAGUCCGAAGACUCCAAUUUACACUCAACUUUGAAUCUUCAAUUGGUGAAAGAAUGCGGAAAGGAUCUUAUUUGCUCACCGUGGCUCGAAAUGAGCAUAGAACCAAUCAAUGAACCUUACAUUCCAGGUUCUGUAGGAAGACUUGGAGCUAUCGUCAGGGUACUCAGUAAAGAAGAACCGGCGUUUGGAGUACGCAUCAACUUGACGUUGCCUUCGCUGCCUAAGAGGGUGCCGAAGACAUGUUUUUUACAAGGCACGGGAUUAAACUUGACCUGUAACCUACCUUCGCCAUUCUACCGAAAUCAAACCGAGACAUGGGAAGUUGAAUUCGAAUACACCCAGGAAAUGAGAGAUAUGGGUGUAGCCAUGAUAGAUGCAAUCAUCGACGAUCCUGUGACCAACAGAAUCAUCAGCGGUAACUCUUCGCAGUACCUGGAGAUCACUAUUAUGCCUAUGGCAAAUAUUAGCGCCACUGGAAAAGCACUACCAAACACAACAUUGCCAGUUUCUAGAGGAAAAUUGAAUGAGGGUGGCCAUAUUCCAGUUGUUCACUAUUUUCAGGUGCACCUUGCCUCAAAAGAAAUAGCCGGCUGCGAAGAGAGCGGGGACCCUGACAGCUUGGUCCUGGCGUGCACCUGGUCUGUGAACGCCAUGCAGUCCUUGCCUGUCGUGCUGUCGCUUCGCUACGAUCUUGAUGCAAACGGAAAAUCUCUCAUGGCAGAUACGACACACAACAUAUCCUCAACUUUAUUCCUUGAUCGGCAAAAUAAAUCGAUCACCCUCACUACAACAUUGAUUUUGGACCAGGCUCCUGAGCUUUGGAUAGCAUUUGUAAUAGCUAUAACCGUCGGCCUUCUAUUGCUGGCUAUUUUAUCCUAUACUUUAUACAAAUGCGGAUUCUUCUCGAGGAUAGAUCCUCAAGAAUUAGAGAAACGUCAGAAAAACAAGAUACCUCUUGAAGACCCUGGCUGUUAUUCCAGACUCCAUUCUCAAUCAGAAACUGUAGCUACUCUUGGAUUGAAUGAAGGAAAUUAUAACUGGGUUGAUUCAUCUGAACUCGGCAAUAGUAGCAGCCUCCCAGCAAUCCCUUUUCAAGGCCCGUCUACGUCUAAUACGCUAAAUACGAACUGUUCUCGUUCGCCUACAACUAUUUCAGAAGUAACGGCAUUUUACAAGUCUCUCCAAAGACAGCUAUCGUUGGAGUCAGAUUCUGGCAUUAUUGAUUAG